This is a messenger RNA of Nezara viridula (southern green stink bug), 2203 nucleotides long. Lineage: Eukaryota; Metazoa; Arthropoda; Insecta; Hemiptera; Pentatomidae. The record is from the annotation of a GenBank genome assembly.
GCUAAUUGGGACACAUCGUUCGAACUUCAGAUAAAAUCGUGUUUUUUUUUUGCAUAGUUUCCUCGUUUUGUUACAUCAAUAUUUAUUUAUUUUUUAUCGUUAUAAUUAUUUUCUCAUAAAAAAAAAUAGUUGAACGAGUGAUGAAAAGAAGUGUUGAGAAGACAUUGGUAUUUCUAUAGAGUACGAAUCAUCGAACUGUAUAGAAAAUCAUGAGUUCAACACAGUACAAUGAUAUUCAAUUUCAAUUUAGAGAAAAUGGAACAAAUAUGGACGGGUCUUCAGAGAGUAUGGAGACAAACACACUUAAUUCAAUCAGUAAAGUCCUUGUACUUUAUACAGGAGGAACGAUAGGAAUGGUCCGUAACAAACAAAAUGUUCUGGCUACAGUAAAAGGAUGUCUAUGUGAAUUCAUCAAAAAAGAUCCUCAAACUCAUGAUCCUCAUUUCGCAUCAAAGUAUGAUUGGCUUAGCAGUGACGAAUCUGCUCUUGUACUACCAAAUAUUGAACAGUUAAAAAGGGUUACUUAUAAGAUUUGUGAAUAUGAUAGCCUUCUUGAUUCCAGUAACAUGGGAAUGAAGGAAUGGACUAUAAUCGCUAGAGAUAUUGAGAAAUUCUAUAAGGAUUUUGAUGGUUUUGUUGUUCUUCAUGGGACAGAUACAUUAGCCUACACAUCUUCAGCACUAUCAUUUAUGCUGGAAAAUCUUGGGAAACCUGUUAUAGUGACUGGUUCACAGGUUCCAAUAGUAGAAACUGUUACAGAUGGCAAAGAUAACUUCAUAUGCUCAGUAGCAAUUGCCGGUAACUAUCCUAUAUCUGAAGUUUGUGUAUUUUUUAAUCAUAACCUAUAUAGAGGGAAUCGAAUAACAAAAAUGAGCACAAAUACAUUUGAAGCAUUUCAAUCACAUAACUAUCCUCCAUUAGCUACAGUUGGGACUUCAUUUAAUGUGGAUCACAGAUUUACUUUAGCUUCUCAUAGUAUUGCAAAAUUUACAGUCCACCCAAUCAUGGAUGAAAAUGUUUCCUUAUUAAAAAUAUUUCCUGGAAUCGCUGCAAAUAUGGUAAAAUCAUUAUUGCAACCACCUGUUCGAGGUGUGGUUAUACAAUCAUUUGGUGCUGGAAACAUGCCUAAUACCAAAGAAGAAUUGAUAGAACAACUAAAAAGUGCUAUUUCUAAAGGAAUUAUAAUUGUAAAUGUUACACAAUGUUCUGCAGGAACUGUUUGCUAUUCAUAUGAGGCGGGACAGGUUUUUUAUGACAUUGGUGUUUUACCGGGAUAUGAUAUGACACCAGAAGCUGCAUUUACAAAACUUAGCUACGUCUUGUCAAGAGAUGAUUGGGACUUUGAAACAAAAAAGAAGCAAAUGACACAGAGCCUCCGUGGUGAGCUUUCCCAUAGUAGCAUUUCUUCAAUAAAAGAAAUUGAUCUAGUCACUGCUGUAUCAAAUACUUUAAAGCUUUCAUCACCAGAAGACCAAGAACAUCUAAAAAAGAUUUUGUUUCCAUCGAUGUCAAUGGACGCUGUCGUCAAAGAAAACUUGAAUAAGCUGAAAGAUCUUAAAGGAUGGGGUUGUGAUUUCAACAUAUGUAAUUCAGAUGGAAGAACUCCAUUGCACAUUGCUUGUCGUGUUGGGAAUAUCAAGAUAGUUGAAUUUCUGCUAACAAGCGGAUCAAAUGUUCAUAUAACAGAUAAAUUUGGAUCUGUUCCACUUGUUGAAGCAGUUCGUAAUGAUCAUAAAGAAAUAAUAAGAUUAAUGAGAAUUAGUGGAGCUCAGCUUAAUAUGGACCCAAGAGACCUAGGAAAUGUUUUGUGUCGGAUUGCAGCACAGGGAUUAGUUAAUAGGCUAAAAUCCUACUCUCUAGCUGGAGCUGAUCUAAAUGUUUCUAAUAUGGAUGAAAGAACUCCUCUCCAUGAGGCGUGUCUACAUGGCCAGCUACUUACUGUAAAAUAUUUAAUGCAUAAAAAUGUCGACCAAAACAAAAUUGAUUUCCUUGGGUACAGAGCCAUAGAUUUAGCAACUAGAUUUCAGCACAAAGACAUAAUUGCUGAACUAAGGAGAUUAUGAUUUUUAAUGACUGUAAAAUGAAAUGUUAUAAAGACUUUAAUAUAAAUGAAGUGUCUCUGUGAUUUUUACUGCUGUGAAAAUAUAUUUAAUAAUGUUUUAUGUACUUGUUCAUUUAAAAUUGAUAAAUUGUGAAUUUUUGU